AUGAGUACGAAAUAAAAUAACUCAGAAGUCGCCGUAGACAAAGUUACGGAAAACAAUGACAAGGCUGGAGGUGAUGUAAAAGCAGAAGUUAAAGGAACAAAAAGGCUAGCAGAGGACAAAGUUGACGAUGUCAAAAAAGCCAAAAAAGAAGAAAACGGCGAAGAAGAAGAGUUAGACGAUGAGGAGGAUGUUGAAGGGGAGGAGGAGGAUGAGGAGGAGGAAUUACCUGAAGGAGAAGAGGACCUAGGCGAAGAAGAAGAGGAUUUGGACAGUCAUGAGGUCAUAGUAUUGAGUCAGUGUACACUCGCACAUUGCAUCAUCACUAUAACUCCAUCGCACAGGCUCCAACUUGCAUCUAGUGACACCUGUUCUCAAACGAUUCAGGGACUUCCAAGUAGUGUGGGACAGAUGGAAACCGGCAGCUCCUUCCCCACUCAGUUCCAUGAUUGGUUCAGGAACUUCCCAACUCAACAAAGCAAGUCGCCAAACUCCUUAGUGUUACCGUCAGCUCGCUAG
This is a messenger RNA of Nilaparvata lugens (brown planthopper), 516 nucleotides long. RefSeq names its product FK506-binding protein 4-like. The record is from RefSeq and is a predicted model, not a curated record. NCBI's taxonomy places the organism in Eukaryota, Metazoa, Arthropoda, Insecta, Hemiptera, Delphacidae. The transcript is spliced from 2 exons.